Mesorhabditis spiculigera is the source of this 3012-nucleotide messenger RNA. The record is from the annotation of a GenBank genome assembly. Lineage: Eukaryota; Metazoa; Nematoda; Chromadorea; Rhabditida; Rhabditidae.
AUGAGCGAGAGAAGAGGCCGUCCGCCAGCCAGAUUCUCGCCUUCGUUAGCGGACCAGACUGGUGAACGGAGAAGCGAAGGGUUAAAGAUCGUCGAAAGCGAACGGCUGUCUGUACAACGGUCCGGCAAAUCGAAGAAUGAGGCCCAGGGCUCCGUGGAAAUCGAUGUCGUCAACUUGGGACCUGAAGAAGCUGCCUUUGUCCCACGACCACCGCAAAGUAUAGGACGAAAACGGAAGCGCCAGGAGCAAACAGCGCCCGCCAUCAGUCCACAGCCAACACCGACCGACGAAGAAUGCAUAGAUGUGGCAGGGACAUCGCUUGAAGAAGAACAAGAGGACCAUGACUCGUCGGCUGAAAAUCCCCCGCAAUUAGCUCCCGCGGAAGCCAUCGAGAACUCCGCUGCCUACGAUGCGUUGCGCUCGAUACUCCCCGGCCCCACACCUUCCGGAAUAGCUGCGAUACAUUUGUUGCUGGAAUCGACUCAGCCAGAGCAAACCGAUUACGGCGACUACUACUUGACCGUUAUACCCCGGAGAUUAACCGAGUUCUAUCGAAAGGAAAGCGUGCUAAAUAUCGUUGCCAACUAUGCACUCGAGACGCGUGAACUCGGCUGGGUAAACCGCACGGCUCCGAUCAUCCCUCCAUUUUCUGGCGAACCGGGAAAUUAUUUGUUUCUGGUCGACGGGUCGAAGCUGCCGCCUUCAGUGUUGAGACAAGAUGCUCUUUCGCCGUGGAGCAGGAAUAAGGACGAGAUUGUAAAUGGUGUACCCAAGCCGCACACACGAUGCAAGCAACGGCAUUUUCCAGUGGUUAUGGAGACGGGCAGAUACCAAAUCGCAGCGGGCGAACGGGCCCAAGAGGCAAUAUAUCGGCUGCACGAAUACACUGCCACCCACCCGCAUUGUGCACGGCUGAAAAAGCGGAUAUAUUACCUCGAGCGUGAUGGGACAGUUUUCGGGAAUUACAUGGUGCUCUAUGAAUUCACGGGAACGGGCGGAUACCCGAAAUUGACCAAGAAAAUGGAGCACAUGCUCGAGAUGCUCAGAAAAGGUGACGAACUGCCACUAUUGGCAUGCAUCCCUGGGCAGGAGACCCGAUUCGCACAAAUGGAUACUAGCGAGCAGCUCGACAUUGAGGAAAUGAUCGAAGUGGAUGGGGAUAUUGAGGGAGAGGUGUUCAUCGGCGAGGAAAGGCGCUAUGCAAGUUCUGGCAAUUAUCAACCGUCACUCCCCGAUCGUUCGGCAUACCGGAAACCCGAUUGGAGCAAGGAGCCGUUCGACGACCAAGCCCUGAUUGAGAUGGAGGAUGGGGGCCGUUGUGUUCGUGCUUUCACGCCCGCCUGGGCUAAAGAAAAGGUGUCCCUGCUGAAGUUCUUGGUGAACGAGCCGGGGUCGAUUCAUGGGUUGCCAAUUGGACGCUGUAUUUUCUCGUACGAGUACCUGGAAGAUGGGCCCAUCCCAGAGCUGGACAGGGAAUUUCUGGCCAAAAAGGACCGAAUCGACAACAUGCGAGUACAACAUGCUCUGUUUCCCGAUUAUCUUUUGAAGCCCGACGAAAUCGAUCGCGAGUUUGAGCACGAGGAGGUUAUUAUCGGGAACAGAGGGGUCGAGAUAAAUCCAGUGGCCGUUGGCUAUCGUGGGCUACAAGCCGGUACGUCAGCUGAGGCCGCGCAAUGGGCUGAAGAGGAUUUCCCGGGUUAUGGAGGCGAGACACCCCUGGAGUUCGAGCACCUCGCGGGCUACCGGUUGAGCAAAGCGGGCGAUAUCUGCGUGCGUAUAUCCGACCCAGCUAACUUCUUGCAAAGGCCCACCCUUCUCGAUCACCUCGUCAACGAUGCGCAGAAAUUGGCCGAUAUUGGGCUGGUGCAGGGCAGAAAGCCAUCCAUGGUGCCGUUGACGACGCAAGACGGGGCAUUUGCCUUUUUCUUCAAUUCGACCGCAGCCGAUAGACCCGGGUUGUAUCGCGAUGCGCUGAGCCCCUGGAAUAGCUCGCCGAAGGAAUCUGAUGAAAGUUCUUCGUCGACGAAAACACAGCGAGCCGCAUUACGAAAGGCCGGAGAUAGGCUUGUUGUGGCCGGGAGUAUUCGGGAACGCUGCGACACCAGCGCCGAAUCUUACCUCUGGGCCCUACCCGCCUUACCAUCCGGCUCGACGCUUGCGAAUGUCGAGAUCUCGGAGGAGACGCCAAUCUACGACCUGCUCGACGUGGUGGACACGAUCCAGUUGAUGCCAAACGCCCUCUUCGCCCGGGUGCUCGAUACCAGGCUGCUGCACGACAAGCGACGAAUUUUGGAGCUGGCCUUCAACCAGGCGGCCACUGUGUCGGAGCUCGGGCUGCUCAACGACAAGGUCCCCGGCAUGCCCCCGCAGACUCAGAUGACCGGGUGCUUCGUUUGCUUCGUCGACACGAAGUCGGGCGCGCUGGUUGAUCAGCGACAAUUGACCAUCGACGCGUUGGCACCGUGGAGCGAAGGGCAACGAGGCGCCGCCAUCUUCAUCCGCCCAAAAUACAAGCGCUACCAGCUGUACCGCAGCAACGAGAACGCGCGUCGCCUGGAAUUAUGCUGGAACGCAGGGGAAGCGGCUGUCGAAGAUAACGCCUCCGAAUUUUCGCUUGUCGUCUAUACAGCCACGCUGCCGCGAUGUCAGCGCCUGAAGAAGCGGAUCUACUACGUGAUGUGUGGGCGUUGUUUGGUCGGGAAUGCCGUCAUUUUCUACAACUACGAAGUUCCCGGACCUCUGCCUACCGAGAUGCUGAAAAAUGACGAGCUGGCCGAGAAGGGCGAGUGGAAAAUCGAAAAACGAAACCCGGACCAAGCUGGAUCGUCAUCGGAAGAGCAGGACAAAAUAGUGGCCCCACUGAACCUCGUCAACGCCGAGGUGCUAGACGUGCUCUUUCGCGUCCUGGUGCAGCGAAACGAGACACACUUGCUGCAGAACGUGCGCGACGAGUACGGCAUCGAGAUUCUCACGCAGGAGGAACCGCUCGACGUCGCCGGCGAGAACCCCAAA